This is a messenger RNA of Lachancea fermentati, 1224 nucleotides long. Lineage: Eukaryota; Fungi; Ascomycota; Saccharomycetes; Saccharomycetales; Saccharomycetaceae. The record is from the annotation of a GenBank genome assembly.
AUGUCUGCUUUAAAGGAUUUCAGCUAUAAGGAGGAGGAAGAUGGCGAAAUUCCUGUACUUGUCACAGGUGAUGAGAACAAUUUGUCUCAAAUAUUGGGACACAUCGCUAGCGAUGGCGGUGUGAACUUAGUAAGUGAGGUAAAGAUUGAUCGAGCCAACAAGCAAGUGGAAGAAAGUGGAGAUCACACCAAAAAAAUCCCAGUGACAAUAAUCACUGGAUAUCUUGGUUCUGGGAAAUCGACAUUAUUAGAAAAAAUUGCACUAAAGGGUUCCGACAAGAGAAUAGCCGUAAUAUUGAAUGAAUUUGGGGACUCUAGUGAAAUUGAGAAAUCAAUGACUAUUAGAAACGGUGAAAAUUCUUAUGAAGAGUGGUUGGAUUUAGGGAAUGGCUGCUUAUGUUGCAGUUUGAAAGAUGUUGGUGUUAAGGCUAUUGAAAAUAUGAUCGCGAGAAGUCCUGGCAAAAUCGACUAUAUCCUACUGGAGACUUCAGGAAUUGCAGAUCCUGGCCCUAUUGCAAAAAUGUUUUGGCAGGACGAGGGUCUAUAUAGCAACGUUUACAUUGAUGGAAUCAUCACAGUGUUGGACGCGGGUAAUAUUUUGGCAUGUUUGGACGAUAUUUCGCCUGAAGCACACUGGCACGGAGAGAAAGUUCUAGUCGAUGACAAUCUCACAAUAGCCCAUCUACAGAUUGCAAUGGCAGACUGCAUUCUUCUUAACAAAAUUGAUAAAGCUAUUGAUGAUUCGGAGAAGCUGAAAACAAUCGAAGAUAAGGUGAAUUCAAUUAAUAAUUUAGCGCCCGUCUAUCUUACAAAAUUUGGUGAGAUAGACCUUGACAAAAUUCUCAAUCUCCAUGCUUUCGAGCUUGCCUCUCUCAAAAAGCAGCAGCGGGGCACAUUGCAUGACCCCAGAAUACGGACAGUCACACUCACCUUCCCACCUCUUAAAAAUGAAGCAGAAUAUAGCCGCUUUCUCAAUGAAUUUCUACGAGUUGUUCAUUGGAAGGACUUCGGUCACGAUAUUGAUGAUGAGUUUGAGAUACACAGAACUAAGGGACUCAUACUUGUUGGCAAUGACUGCAGAGUCAUUCAAGGUGUGCGGGAAACUUUCGAUGUAUUUCCUGGAACUCGUCUUCCUGAAGUUAACGAGUGCAGGAUAAUUUUUAUUGGUAAAAGCAUAAAGGAGGAUUCAUUGAUGAAGAUCCUCAAGAAAGUUAUACAACUUUAG